Passer domesticus (house sparrow) is the source of this 3494-nucleotide messenger RNA. RefSeq names its product torsin-1A-interacting protein 2-like. Gene Ontology annotation, biological process: membrane organization. Gene Ontology annotation, molecular function: ATPase activator activity. The coding region runs from base 16 to 1752 and encodes 578 amino acids. The record is from RefSeq and is a predicted model, not a curated record. Gene Ontology annotation, cellular component: membrane. Lineage: Eukaryota; Metazoa; Chordata; Aves; Passeriformes; Passeridae. The transcript is spliced from 7 exons.
AGAGGUCCCAUCGAAAUGGAACAAUUCUGCUUUCGUGCCUCCGAUAAAGGCACAGCCGGCCUUGCGGCGCUGCGGUGGGCUCGCACACAGAGAACAGCGCGGUGCGGAGCGGAGCGGGCCCGGGCAGCCCUCAGGGCCGCGCCCGCCCCGCGUUUCCCUCACUGGGGGGCAGCAGCCGCGGGGCCGCCCGCCGGCCGUUGCAGGGGCCGGGCCCGCUCCGGGCCCCGCGGGCGCUCCGGCGGCACCGGGGCCAUGGCGGACGGGCCCCGGGACCCGGACCCGGACCCGGACCGGCCCCGCUACCACGUGGCGGCGCGGCGGCCGCUCCGCGCUCGGGCGGAAGCGGAGGGCGCGGGUCCCGCCCCGCGGGAAGUGAGGCCCGCGGAGCCGCCCCCGCCGCCGCGGGAAGGCGGCAGCUGCAGGCCCGAGCAGGCGGCGGCGGGCGGACGGGGAAGAGGACGGGGCAGGGGACGGGGUCGGGGCAGGCGGCGCGGCGCGGCGGCGGGCGGCAUGGUGGGCAGCGGCGACGACGAGGCGGCCCCGCCGGACGGCCCCGAGGCGGCUCCGGCGGACGGCUCCGGGCUGAAGCGGCGGCGGAAGAGCCCGCGGCUGGCGGCGGCGCGGCCGGAGGAGGCCGGGGACGAGGUGGACAGCGCGGGCCUGCGGGGGGACGAGCAUCACUUCGGGACGCCAGACUCCCUGACGCGACCCCCGAUAAAGGCGUACAGAUCGCCAGGUGGUACUACAGUUUACUUUGAACAGAAUCCAGUAAAGGAAAAUGCAAGGGCUCAUGACAGUAACAAAACUGAGAAACCAAAUGUUUCUGCACCAUUAAGAGAAACAAAGGCUGACUUCCUUGAGAAAAAUCAAGAGUGCUACUCAACUUCUGCACCACAGAGCAGAAGUAAAUCUCGGUAUCAGUCCAGUACAGAGAAGCAGUCACAGCCUUUGGCCAAAAACGACAGCAAAUCACAGAAUGGAUUUCACAAGAUGUGGACUUUGUUACUGGUUCUGUUAAUUUGUGUCCCUCUGCUUUAUGUCCUGUGGAGCGGAAUUCAAGGUGGAACCUCCUCAAGGAGAGAUGCUGAAAUCCUGCAAGAGUUUCGGGCCCGGAUGGAGAAACUAAAAAACACUUACCAGAGCCAGGACCCCAGACUGUGGAGAAAAGCCCGUGUGUCCCUGGAGAAACGUCUUAACUCCUCCCACGUGCAUCUGGAGCCUGCUAUCCUGCUGCUCACAGCUGGCCAGGAAGCUGAGAAGGCCCUGAGGUGCCUGAGCAAUGAGAUUGCCAAUGCUUUUGCCUCCUCCCAGAAUGCCACCACCAUCAGCAUCGACGGCGUGGACAAGGCUGUGCUGGACAGUGACGUUGUCAAGCUGGAGGUGGACACAGAGCUCAGCUCUGGCUUCAGUGAAGGCAAGAAGGUGGCAGUGGUGCAUAGAUUUGAGUCCCUGCCUGCAGGCUCCACCUUAAUCUUUUACAAGUACUGUGACCAUGAAAACGCAGCGUUUAAGGACGUGGCCCUUCUGCUGACAGUUCUCCUGGACGAGCAGUCGCUGAGGAAGAGCCUCACCUAUCAAGAAGUGGAGGAGAAAGUGCGGGAUUUCCUCUGGGCAAAGUUCACCAGUUCAGAUGUCCCUAGUUCUUACAAUGGCAUGGACACAGAUAAGCUGAGUGGACUGUGGAGCCGGAUAUCUCAUCUUGUGUUGCCUGUUUGGCCUGAAAAGGGCCUCCCUCUAGAGGGGUGCACGUAAAAGUUGCUGGAGAGCACUUGGGAAAGGAGGAAGACACAAAAUGUGUGUUGCAAGGCAGAACAGGGAAGAACUUAGUGUGGCUGCUGAGCUCAGGCAGCAGCAAACCAGUCCUUUCUGUGCAGAGCCUUUCCACCAGCUGGCAGAGUUGUUUCUGCCAAAACAACUGGGACUUCUCUAAGUGAACUGCAGAGUGUAAGCAAGGAACUUGUUGGUAAAUUGUAUUCAGUGAGGCAUUCAGCCUUGGUGUGCUGGAGCUGAACAUCGCUGUGCCUCAGUUCAGGGUCACUCAUGUGCCUCUGAACCUGUGUCGAAGCACUGUUGGCUGUGCUGUGAGGAUCCUUCUCUGGUGGUGCUGAAAGCUGGUAUCACAUUUGACAAGGUAACAAUGUAAAACCAUCACCUUCAUCUCCCUGAAUUGCUUACUUUACUUCUAACAUAAGAAAUAAAGUGAAAAUGAUGAUAAAGUGAUGUGAGUCUAAGCACAAGCUUCUUCCUGAUCCAUUGGAUCACAACAUAGGUGUCAGCUAUCUCUGGCCACUUGCAGAAGUAGCAAAAUUGCUUAAAAGAUCUGUGACCUGUAGAGAACCUUUCAGCAAGCAUUUCUUCCUUAAAUGAGCCUGCCCCAAACAGUUCUGGAGAAGGAGAAGCAGUGAGGUAAAAAGGUUGCUUAAAUUCAGUAGUAAUGUCAGUUAAAUAAUUCCUCAGUACCUCUUUGCCUGGCUGCUUGCAGGAGUUCUCUACUCUUUUUCAAAGUUUUGCAAGUCAUAAAAUUUGGAUGGAAAUAAUAAAAUGUCAUCCCCAUGUACAUACUAUCUCCUUUCCAAACAAAACUUUAGGAAGAUAUAGGUUAUUUCUCCUUUACUAAGAUCAUUAUUUUUGCAUUGAGAGAAUCUAUUUAUUUGUGGUACUUGAGAUCCUAAAAAAAUAACUUUUCUUCUUGUAUCUGUGUAUAGCUGGCUGCUUGCUGUAUAAAUUUCUAGCAAAGAACAGAUUUGCAGAGCAUGCUUUUAAAAUGUUUUUUAGUCUCUCAUGUCAGGAGUUCCUCACAAGUACCUGUUUCUAUUGUUAAAUACUUUGGGUAAAAAAAUACAGAGAAUAGCAGCACUUCCAUUUCAUUGCUGUUACUUCAUGCUCUGAGCUAUUGGUCCAUGUCCAUUUGGUUUUAUUGAGUAUGAAGGAAUUUGUGAAGAUGCUCUCAGAUUAAUAGUGUGUUUUCUUGUGGCAGCUGAGAGAUUUGGCCCUUCCUUCAUUCACAAGCCCUUUGAACUGUCCUGUUGCAAAAAAAAAAAAAAAAAUUAAACCAGGAAAACCUGUUGAGGAGCUGGAGCUUCUGGCUUCUUUCUGCUAGGCAAGGUUUGAGGGUGUUAAGUGGAAUUGACUAAAAUCACCUGAAGCAUAUAAAAGAGCAGAGUUUGGGAGACACAGAGCUGUGGUCACUUAAACCUGAGGUGGAUGUUUCUAACUGUUGAGAGCCAGCAAUGGAUAAUGUUUCCUAUUUUAAUGGGCAGAAAUAAAAACAGUAUGAAGACAUGGAAGUGCUGUUGUUCUGGAUGUUUAAUAGCUCAGGAGGGAAAAGAUGGCAUUUACAUUUUGAACAUUUCACUGGACAAAUGCUUUUUCUUAAAAAAACAAAAAACAACUGUGACUUAUUUUCAAAUUUGUCCUCAUAGCAUAUUUGUUUGUAUAUUAUGUAAACUAUUUUAGUAAUGAUUCAAAAUAAACAUACUUGUUUGUUUUAUAAA